Messenger RNA from Ceratotherium simum simum (southern white rhinoceros), 729 nucleotides. NCBI's taxonomy places the organism in Eukaryota, Metazoa, Chordata, Mammalia, Perissodactyla, Rhinocerotidae. The record is from RefSeq and is a predicted model, not a curated record.
AUGUGCAUAUUCAAUUGUGACUAUUUUACUGUUUUUCAGUUUGUGAAGAAAUAUGGGAACAUUUUUAGCCUGGAUUUCGGUGACUUGUCUUCAGUUGUUAUAACUGGAUUGCCCUUAAUUAAAGAAGCCCUUGUCCACCAGGACCAAAACUUUGUGAACCGCCCCGUAACCGCUAUCCGAGAACGUGUCUUUAAGAAAAACGGAUUGAUCAUGUCCAAUGGCCAGGUAUGGAAGGAGCAAAGAAGGUUUGCCUUGACAACGCUAAGGAACUUUGGUUUAGGAAAGAAGAGCUUAGAGGAACGCAUUCAGGAGGAGGCCCACCACCUCAUCCAGGUAAUAGAAGAGGAGAAUGGACAGCCUUUUAACCCUCACUUCAAGAUCAACAAUGCAGUUUCCAAUAUCAUUUGCUCCGUCACCUUUGGAGAGCGUUUUGAGUACCAGGAUGAUCAGUUUCGAGAACUACUGAGGUUGCUGGAUGAGGUCACCUGUCUGGAGGCAUCAGUGCGGUGCCAGCUCUACAAUGUCUUUCCACGGAUAAUGAAGUUCCUUCCUGGACCCCACCGAACACUCUUUAGCAACUGGGAGAAACUGAAAUUGUUUGUUGCCCGUAUGAUUGAAAACCACAAGAGAGAUUGGAAUCCUGCCGAAACAAGAGACUUUAUUGAUGCUUACCUCAAGGAAAUAGAAAAGGUGAGGAUACCAAAGUUGUUUCCUAUGUUUUGUUCUUAA